AUGGCACCAGCGUUCACCGCAGAGACUAUCCGCAGCCAUCCCGAUACACCCUGCGUUCCCCAAGCUCCGUUCCAGAAACCGCUCUCUCAGUCGGACUUCAAGCCACAGGCCGAGCCAGGCUCCGAAGCGCCUCCAGCCGCUCCGGCUGUCGCGCAACAAGCACCAGCUACGUCGAAUUCAGCGGCAACGCAGCGCGACGCCGGCGCCAUGGCUUCUCCGCCAAACGAGAAAAACACGGUCGUUUGGGACGAGAAGAGUCUCUGGGACGACGCGGAAAUGCCGGUGGCGUGGGCUGUGGAGGCGUCGCGGCUGUCGCUUUCCAUUGAGAACCCCAUCCGCAAGAUCACCGACUCUCUCGCCGGCGUGCUCGCCGCGCCUUCUGCGCCUGCUGAUGCCGCGCCUGUCGCUCCUCCGAAGCCGUUGAUCUCGCUGGGUCAAGGGGAUCCGACGGCGUUCGGGCAUUUGAAGCUGCCGGAUGUUGCGGUGCGCGCCGUGCAGGACGCUAUAGCGAGCGGUCGCUAUAACGGGUACCCGCCUUCUAAUGGACUGCCUGACGCACGGAGGGCGGUGGCUGAAUUUUGCUCCACGUCAGCACUGGAAACGCUCCCUCCUGCCACGUCAGCAGGGUGCGCGCCCACGUGCUCAGCUGCUGACGUGUACAUCACUGGAGGCUGCGGCCCAUCCAUCCAACUGUGCCUAGAUGCGCUUGCCAAUCCGGACAGAAAUAUUUUACUGCCCCGCCCGGGAUUCCCAGUCUACGAGUGCAUGUGCUUGCACUCCGGAUUGGAGCCUAGAUUUUACGACCUACUGCCCGAGAACAACUGGGAGGUGGAUCUCGGGCAGGUUGCAAAACUUCGUGAUGAGCGCACAGUGGCUAUACUGGUGUGCAAUCCAGGGAAUCCUUGCGGGCAGGUCUUUUCUCGGCAGCAUGUGGUGGAGAUCCUCACCACAGCAGCGGCCCUCCGUCUACCAAUCAUAGCCGACGAGGUGUACGAGGGCAUCGCCUUCCAGGAAGCUUCGCCCUUCAUCCCUCUGUGUGCGGCCGCCAUGCAGCUAGCCCUGCAACAUCCGCCACAGCCCAUGCAACCGCCCUCUCAUGCCAACCAUGCUUCUAACUCGGCUGCAGCAGCAGGCAGCAAUGGGGUGGUUGGUAACGGGGUGCAUGUGCAAAAUGGAAACGGGCCUGCUGUUGGAGGAGGAGAGGCAACACAUGAAGCUGCGCAGAACAAAGAGUCUCCUAUAGCAGCAGCAGCGACGGCAGCAUCAGCAGCAGCAGCGACGGCAGCAGCAGCAGCAGCAGCAGCAGCAGCGGGCAGUGUGCCGAUACUGACAGUCAGCUCAUUGUCGAAGCGGUUCCUGGUGCCAGGGUGGCGGGUGGGGUGGAUUGCAGUGCACGACCCUCGCCACAUUCUGAAGAACGCCAGGGUCAUCGAGUCUUUGGAGCGAAUCCUGCAGUACGCCCCUCAGCCGUGCUCCCUCAUCCAGGUACGGUGUGAACCUCCAGUGCCCUCCUGUGCCUCCGAAUCCUCUUUCACAGGAAGCAUUGAGAAGGUGCGUCACUUACCGCCGCCCUCCCUGCUGUUCUCAACACCACGCCGCCCUCCUUCCUCCGCGACGUUGACUUUUGAGUCGACUCAAAAGUCUCCCCUGUGUUUCUUCCCCCUCUCCUCGCCGCAGGCCGCCCUCCCUGCCGUUCUCAACACCACGCCGCCCUCCUUCCUCCGCGACCUCACCUGCCAGCUGGCAGAUGCCGCCCGCACCAGCCUGUCUCGGGUCGGCGCCAUUCCGGGCCUGGAGUGCCCCAGUGAACCGCAGGGAGGGAUGUUCCUCAUGGUAUGUGGGUGGCCAGUCACUAUUGCCAUUCCGGGCCUGGAGUGUCCCAGUGAACCGCAGCGAGGGAUGUUCCUCAUGCAUGUGUGGUCCGGCAUGCGUUCGUGUCGACCUAGCUUGCUUCCCGUCAUUCCCGGACGACAUUUCAUGGUGCAGGCAGCUGCUGCAAGAGCAGAGGGUGGUGUUGAUCCCAGGCACUGCAUUCCGGUUGCCCGGCUGGGACCUGCUCCAUCAUUCCCCUGUGCAGCUCUUGUUCCUCUUUUUCUCCUCCGUCCUUUGCUUCUCCUCGAUCAUCGCAGUGCAGUCCGUGAAUGGAUCGAAUCGCCGAUACUGGCGUCGGACUUGUGUUCCUGUCCUUCGUUCGUCUUCCCUUCGUUUUCCUUCAUUCACCCGUCUCCUCGAUUGCGAUCCUCCACGUCCUUCCUUUUUUCGUCUCCGUCGUCGCAGUCCAGUCCGUUCGUCGCAGGAGUCGCGGUGGCGACGGCGGCUCUCGCGGCGCGGUACGGCAUAGAGGCGUGGCAGGCCUUCAAAGCGCGACCCGCGGUGCCGCGCAUUCGGCGCUUCUACGAGGGAGGCUUCCAGCCGACUAUGACGCGACGAGAGGCUGCUCUGAUUCUUGGGAUCAGGGAGAGUGCAGCGCAGGAGAAGGUGCGGGAGGCCCACAGGCGAGUGAUGACAGCCAAUCACCCAGACGCAGGUGGCAGCGACCUACUGGCGUCCAAGAUCAACGAGGCAAAGGACUUGCUCCUAGGCCAGACCAAGGGCAGCGGCUCCGCCUUCUGA
Closterium sp. NIES-65 is the source of this 2613-nucleotide messenger RNA. Lineage: Eukaryota; Viridiplantae; Streptophyta; Zygnematophyceae; Desmidiales; Closteriaceae. The record is from the annotation of a GenBank genome assembly.